AAAGUUUUUGUAGGAAAUUUAGCUUUCUCAACAAGUGAACAAGCAUUAUCCGAUUUUUUUAAUAAAACCGGCAAAGUUGUAAAGGCCAACAUUAUUACUCGUGGCACACGUUCUUUAGGAUAUGGUUUUGUUGCUCUUGAAACAGAAGAAGACGCAAAGAAAGUAGUUGAUGAAUUGAAUAAACAAGAAUUAGAUGGCCGUCAAAUCAAUGUAGAAGUUGCCAAGCCCAAAGCUGAAGGUGCUGCUCCUGCUCCUCGUCACACUGGCGGCGAUACCGAAGCUAAUGAUAAUACAGCGGUCACCACUGCCGAAACCCCAACUGCAAAUGGAACCGAAAAUGAACGCCCUAAAAGACGGGGAGGUCGUGGUUUCCCUCGUCGUCGCCCUAAUCAUAUUACAAAAACUGGUGAACCAUCCAAAACUCAUGUCUUUGUUGCAAAUCUUCCAUUUUCUAUCGACGAUGAAGGUUUGAAGGAAAUCUUCAAAGAUUAUAACGUAACCUCAGCUCACGUCGUUCAUCGUCGUACCGGACGUUCAAAGGGUUUUGGAUUCGUUGAAUUGGCUAAUGAAGAAGAACAACGUAAAGCCCUUGAAGGAUUAAAAAACGUUGAAUCAGAAGGCAGAGUAUUGGUCAUUAAAGUUGCGUUGAGCGAUCAA
Molecule: messenger RNA, 657 nt
Organism: Rhizophagus irregularis DAOM 181602=DAOM 197198
Lineage: Eukaryota; Fungi; Glomeromycota; Glomeromycetes; Glomerales; Glomeraceae
Source: RefSeq, a predicted model, not a curated record